Messenger RNA from Sparassis crispa, 684 nucleotides. RefSeq lists its product as uncharacterized. The transcript is spliced from 7 exons. The record is from RefSeq and is a predicted model, not a curated record. The coding region runs from base 1 to 684 and encodes 227 amino acids. Gene Ontology annotation, molecular function: acetylpyruvate hydrolase activity. NCBI's taxonomy places the organism in Eukaryota, Fungi, Basidiomycota, Agaricomycetes, Polyporales, Sparassidaceae. Gene Ontology annotation, cellular component: mitochondrion.
AUGGCAGCGGCGUCUUUCGUGCAGCAAGGCAAGAAAAUCGUCGCGAUUGGCCGGAAUUACUCGGAGCACAUCAAGGAGCUAAAGAAUGAUACCCCAGGAGAACCUAUGUUCUUCUUGAAACCGACCUCUAGCUACCUUCCAUCAGGCGGGAACGUCGAGAUCCCGAAAGGCGUGACGGCACACUACGAAGUCGAGCUUGGCGUGGUCGUUGGGAAGGGCGGUCGAGAUAUCUCUCAAGCUGAUGCGGGCUCGCAUGUAGCGGGCUAUGCUCUUGCAGUCGAUAUGACCGCUCGGAACAUGCAAGAUGUGGUGAAGAAGAAGGGUCAUCCUUGGAGUGCAGUGAAAGGCUUCGAUACCUUCACGCCAAUCAGCUCUUACAUUCCCAAGUCGUCAGUGCCUGAUCCACAAAAUCUCAACCUAACCCUGAAGGUGAACGGUCUGGUCAAGCAGGACGGGAACACAGGGAGUAUGAUCUUCCCCAUCCCACGUCUCAUCGAGCACGUCUCCUCCAUUAUGUCGUUGGAGGAGGGAGACCUUAUACUCACGGGAACGCCAUCUGGCGUGGGUCCCAUCGUACCUGGAGAUCAGGUCGAAUGCGCAGUGUCCGAUAACACAGGGAAGCAGCUCGCGACGCUCACCUUCGGAGUAGUGCAGCGCAACGGCGGUUAUGAAUUCAAGCCAUGA